AUGUCUUCCUCGUUUUGCAAUAGCUACGACGUUCACUCGUCGCCUGCUCUACCGCCUCUGCCAGCACCAUCACUGCCAGCGCGGGCUCAGGAGCUGCUGAGAACGCCAGAGGGUGCAGCUGACGACGAGAACUACUUUGGCACGGCCAGCUGGGGCUCACCUUACCCUAGCUCCGACCACAAUCUUCAGCCGGACAGCCUCGACAGCGACGACGGCUCCGACGACUCGCCUCUCCAUCAAUUGGCUAUCGACACACCGUUUCUGCGACCUGCACCCGAGCUUUUCGAGGGUGACGACGCACACCACGACGCCGAUCCCAACUCGUCUAUCAGCGCUGCAGCUGCGGUCCUCGCUAAUCGCGUACGAAGGCAAACACAAGCGCGAGGGUUGACAGAAGAUUGGAUCCGCACGCACACGUCCGGUGUAAACGACGUUGAACCUCGACUCUGGUUCAGCGACGGAAGUGAAAGUGAGCACUCUUCAUUGAGCGGCUCGGAAAAGGACUGGAAACAAGAGCAAGACCAAAACCGCACGCCAAAGGCUGAUCCGGCAUUGAAAGAAGCUGCUCGACGCAUUAGCAGACGUAAUCGCGGCGCGUCCAGCAUCGAGACACUGAAACCCAGUCCACGAACGCGCAAAGUCAUCGCCAUGGCUACCCCAGAAACAGCAGCCAUGCCCGAGGCACCUGUCGGAGAGACACAGGAGGCUGCCUCGGCCCAGAACGAAAUCCCAAGGUCAGGAACUCCCGCGAGAGAAAGCAAUGACGAAGCGAAAUUGCCUGCCACACCCACUCGGAAGGUGGACAAGCCGUUACCGAAGGAACCUAAAUCGACGCCCCGGAUCAAGAAGAAGAUUCCUUGGAAUGGCAAGAACAUUCUGGUCCUGCUACCUCGGGACGAGGAGAGGGGACAGCCGGGCAAAGCUCCAAGACCACUGCGCCAAAACGAGAUUGAAAAGAUGUUCGCUUCAUGGAGAGAACUCGGCUACCGCACAGACGGGUUCGAUCUCUUGGUGGAAGGAUAUCAGCCCCCUGGGACAGAUGACUCGCAAAGUCGAGGGGACUGGCCUCAGGCUGAAGACCUCAUCCACGAGCGAUCUCAGAAGCAGUACCAGGUUCAGCUCCCAGACCUGAACGCCUGGAAAACCUACGAGAAUGAGCUACGAGAAGCCAAGCUUCGCGCUCUGGGUGUUUCCAUGCCUGACGAGGAGCCCCCAGCGCCUCCUUCGCCGCCGAUAACCAACCCGAGUCGACAGGCUUCCGCACAAUAUCCUCUCAAUCCAUUUUCGCCGCCUCUGCCUGCUUCUUCGGCAUCGAGCAACCACAACCAGUCUGCGAUGGGGUUCCCCUUCCAACACUUCAAUGCUCAGAGCCCGGGCAUUGCCUCACCUGGACCCUACGGACACCAGCCAGGCAAAUACAACCCACGCCAGUCCAUCUCCUUCCCUCCUUCUGGAUCACCAUACCAGUUUAAUCCUCAAGGUCAAUGGCCAGGCGUGCAGGGCAUGGACCGCAGCGAAUCGCCCUCGUUUGCUCACCUCAAUGGUAUGAUGUCGCCCCAAUCACCUUUUGGCGUGGACGGUAUGCAGCCGACUGGCAGUCCUGCAUUCAAUUUGCACCAAAGGCAAGCGUCACUGCAAUAUCCUAUGCUGCCUCACCAGCAAUUGCAGCAACAACAGUCCAUGCGAGCCUCGCCUAGGUUGCAAGAGGUGCGUGAGGACGACGAGGGCGUUUCCAAGAGUCCCUCCAAGACUCCUGAGGCACGUAAGGUGAACAAGGACGGCGUGCAAGCGGAGAUUGAGGAUGCAGAGUAUCAUCUGGAAGAGCAGUUCCGCACCCAGCUUGAGCAUGAGGAUUACAGCCCUCAGCAGAACCGCAGGCAGUCUGGCCAGCCUGUUCCGGAGCAUUUCGCCAAUGAGCCUGGGAAGCCCAUGGUCUUGCACCAUCCCCGGCCGCAUAGCCGUGGUCACUCAUUGACGCAGAACAACUACUAUGAGGAUGGCAAUUCGUUUAGCGAGAAUGCCGAGCAUGGCAACUUGAAGCAAUUCGCACCUAUGAAUGGCAUACCUGAAAGUCAACGAGGCGAUGAGUCGUACGAGGUCGACACGAACCCGAGCAACCUCGGCACGCCUAACCCAGACUUCGACAUGUCAGCAUCGUUGGGACAUCAGAAGAACGCCUCCACCGUCAGCAACCCUUGGGUCGACAGCACAACUCAGCGCGUGUCGCACAGCACCAAGCCUUCGCUGUCUAAGCUGAAUGUCAAGGCUCCUGAGUUCAAGUUCAAUCCCGAGAAGACAUUCACUCCUAGUGGAUCUUUCAACUUCGGAGGCCAGCCUUUCCAGCCGACAGUACUCAAUACUGGUAUACAAGAGCCAUACCAGCCACCUGCCGCCUUUGAGCCCGAGAAGCCGAAGCCGGAAGAGCCCAUCAUUCCAAGCAUCGAAUCCAAGGAAGAGGGUGAGAUCAGCGAGGUCGAAAAGGCUCCCGAUGUCAAGGACGUGGCGACCGAGGAGCUCAAGGUGCAGCCGCGCCAAGAGCGCGAGUCUUCUAUCCCUGCCUUCACGGGCAACACCUCAGACAGCGCACAGAACGAUACAUUCGCACCUGGUCAGAAUGUGUUCAGCUUCGCCUCCUCUGGUCCGAAGUUCAGGCCUGAUGCUCCGGCGUUCACGCCCCUCCGAGCUGUUACCAGCCCCAUGCCCUCGAACGUUGGCCAUGGCUCUCGUCCCAGUAUCUUUGGCAACAUCCGCAUUUCCUCUGCCGAGCUGGACGCAUCUUCCAAGCGAUCAAGAGCGAUCCCUAUCGUUCGACCAACAAGCCGACGCUCUUCUUCACCCCCGUCUGAAGGUCAGGAUGCACAUCUAGCCAAUGAGGAUGAGCACGGCCGUCCUCUUAAUGAUGCUCGCUCAAAGCGCGCCAAGAGCAGCGCACCAGAUGGCGACGAUGUGCCCCUCUUUGCGAACCAACCUGAGGACAGCACACCGACAAUCCAGGAAGCCCAGGAGCCAGCCGAGAAAGAGCCCACAGAGCCUGAGAACGCACCCGCGGAUACCUCCUUGUCAUCCAUUGGCACUGAUCACCACAUUGAGACCAAGGCGACAACUACUGCGCCGUCCGAGUCAUCGCCUGUCGAUGCCGCUGAUGGUGACAAGACCUACAAGCCAUUCGAGUUCGAUUCCCAAUUCGAAGCGCGCAACUUCAGCGAAGCCCGCCCCGUUGGUGACGAUUCUUUCUUCAAAGAAUCUGGCCACAGUGCCUCCUUAUCCGCUACGGCACAUCCUUUCGUUCCCGGUGAAGGUUUUGCUUCCCCAGCGGCGGCGGCCACCUCGGUUGUGACAUCGGCAGAGGCUGUCGAGGAACCUCAACACAAGCGAUCUGCGUCUCCUACACCUAAGCGUAAGAGUCUUGGGCUUGGUGCCUCUCGUUUUGCGUCGCCAUCACCACCACCCAAGCCCAAAGGCCUGGCGGCUUCCCGCUUUGCCGAUGCCUCGUCACCUGAGCUUGAACCCGUGCAGGAAGUCCUGCCCUCCGUUGAGCAAGAGCCGCUCGUUGAGGAGCACGGUGAUCAGACCUUUGAGGAGAUCGAUGCCAUCAUGGAGGAGAUGGCUCACGACCCUAGGCUGGGAGUUAAAAAGACGACCGACUCGAUCAAGAGGGCCGCGCCCGCUACAGAGGCACGCGAUUCUCCGACGCACCAGCUCGAGUCGCCUGCUCCUCACUCGCAGUAUGCUACUGAGUUUGCUUCGCGCGAGUACCAGGAGCUGCCUAAGCUGCGGACACCCGAGUUGGAAGAUCCGUUCCUGGAUCCUGUCGAUCAGCGCUGGCCCGUCGGCGAAGAAGCAGAGCAGUCCCAAAGUCCCUUGGCUAGUGACUGGGAGGAGGCCUUCUCUGCUGACGAACACGAGAAGCUUGCGAGCCGCGCUCAGUUCUUCGAUGGUCGUGUCAACCAGGUCGUCGGGAAUCUGCUGGCCUCGCGCCUCGAGCCCUUGGAGCAAGCACUCUUCUCUAUCCAGGAUGCUUUGGCUUACAAGUCUGGCCGUCCUACUUCAUCUCGUCAUGACAGAAGGAGCAUGUCGGCAGAGCUCAGACAGAGCGAUGCCGAUGACGAAGACGACGAGCCUGCGCCGCGUCGCUCAUUGAGCCCCCGUCGCGACCGUAAGAUGGAUCAAAUCCGCGCCGCCGUCUUGGAAAGCCUCACAGCCCACCAGCAAGCCCAGCCCACCGUGGCCCGUGCUGUGCCGGAAGAUGACUCGGAGGCCCGCAACGCGGCCCUGCUCGCCCAUGUUCUUGCCAACUCCAAGCCGGACUUCGAGAAUGCCGUACAGAGCAGAAUGCCCCCGCCAGCUGAUCCCGACGUUGAACUUAAGCUCAGCAACGAGCAGAGCAAGGUUGAGAAGGAGGAUACUUCCACCGAUCUGCAACGCCAACUGCAGAAUGCCGAGACGCGUAUCGAAAUUGAGAACAUCAACAAGAGCGUGUUCGACCAGAGGCUUCGUCAUCAAGAGGAGCGUACCGAGGCGGAAGACCGUUUGUCUGAGAACCAGCAGGAAGAACAACGCCUGCGUGAGGCAAACGCGGAGAAGGACGAACGCAUCCGCAACAUGGAAAAGGCCAACAGCAAGGCCAACUCGACCAACUCGACUCAGUCGCAUGCUGAGCUGACGAACAAGGUCAACGCUCUUGAAGCUGACCUUCGUGCUGCCGAGCGCUCGGACGAGACUGCUCGCCGCCACGCUGGUGAGCUUGCCCACACUAAGUCGCUCAAUACUAUUACCACGCAAUUGGAGGAGAACGAACGUCUGCGUGAGAGUUGGCGUGGUAAGUACAUCAAUGCCGCUCGCGAGAUCGCCGAGGAGAAUGCCCGCCGCAUCAAGAAGGAUCAGUCCAUGCUUGCCAGGCAGGAAGCCAAGACGCGUGAGCGUCUCGAGCUGGAAAUGGAUCGUUUGCAAAUGAAUGAACGUUCUGGCAUGCGUGCUAUCAAGGAGUGCGAGCGCCUUGAGACUCUCCUGGGCGAACUGCGCACGGAGAAUCACAAGCUCGAGCAGCAGGCUCGUGAGUCCGGCGCCAGUGAGACAGAAGUCGACGCUGCAAACCACCAGGUCAACAUGAACAACAAGCUUCGCCAGCAGCUCGAAGCUUUCAAGCUUGAGGCCGAUCACGCCAAGGCCCACCACGAGAUGAUGCUCGAGGAGUCUGAGAACACCAAGACAUCAGCGCUCGACGAGCUCCACCUGCAGGCACGCCACGAGCAGCAACGUAGCACUGCCGCGGACGAGCACAGCAAGACCGAGCAAAGCCUGCUUGAGCGUCUCAGCUUCUCUGCCUCUAGGAUCGAGCACUUCCAGGAUCGCAUCGCCCACCUCGAAGAGAAACUUGAAGUUGCCAAGGAAGCAGCGGCUGCUGCCGCCGCCGCCGCCAACGGUCCUGCUAGCCCUGAAAUCCAGCAAAAGUCUGCUGCGAUUUCUGCCCAGUCUGGCGUUCCCGAGAAGAUCUCUCCCCAGGCUCUGCGUGAGUCCAUCAUGGUUCUCCAGGAGCAGCUCCAAGCCCGUGAGCAGCGUAUCGAGGAGCUUGAGCAAACGGUCGCAAAGUCUGACCCCGAUGCCGCCAACAAGAUCUCGAAGCGGGAUGACGAGAUCAGCUGGUUGCGUGAGCUCCUUGCUGUCCGACAUGGUGACCUGCAAGACAUCAUCAUGGCACUCUCCUCCGAGAACGUCGACGGCAACCGCGUGAAGGACGCCGCCAUCCGUCUCAAGGCCAGUCUCCAGAUGGAGGAGCAAGAGCGCGAGAGGGCGAUGAACGGAGCGUCGGCUAUCAACCUCCCUAGCCUUGCGCAGAGCAUCCAGUCAGCGACCCCCCGCGUGGCUCAGAGUAUUGGAGCUGCAUGGGGUAGCUGGCGCAAGGGAAGCACUUCGUCCCUCACCAGCAUGAGCGGCCGUGCUCGCCUCAACUCGGCAGCGGCUUCUCGCAAUGCCACGCCGUCAAAGGCUGGCCCUGGGCCCCAGCACCCAAACCUGCACCUUGGUGGACUCAUGACGCCCCCGGCCUCGAGUAUUCGCCAAAGCCCUCUUGUCGCUAGCAAGCCCCAGCCAACAGCCUUUGGCAGCACCGGACGUCGUUAUCCAUCCCACGGGAGUGGCAGCCAACCUGGCCAAGAACGUCGCACAUCGAUGACUGUUCGCCAGUCGGAAAAGAUGCCUGCUCCUGAGGCAGUGUUACCACAGCUUCAGCGUGACGAGCCACCGGUCACGCCGCCCAUGAUGCGCCCCGCUGUAUACGACUCGGAUGCCCAAGCUGGGGACUUUGAUGACGAAGGCUUCUUUGUGGAUGAGUGA
Messenger RNA from Emericellopsis atlantica, 6333 nucleotides. Its product is annotated as myosin class II heavy chain. The record is from RefSeq and is a predicted model, not a curated record. Bases 1 to 6333 code for a protein of 2110 amino acids. The transcript is spliced from 22 exons. NCBI's taxonomy places the organism in Eukaryota, Fungi, Ascomycota, Sordariomycetes, Hypocreales, Bionectriaceae. Gene Ontology annotation, cellular component: cytoskeleton.